GAAGGUCCACAGAUUCUAAAUGAGUCACUUCUGCAGUGAGUGCUGGGUUUAGGAGGCAGACCUGUCAGUCACCAGCAGAUCCUUCCUGUUUAAGAGCUCUGAACCUACAGAAGAAGAAAAAAACAACAACAAAAUCUGAAUUUGGUAACCGGAUCCUUGAGCUGUGUGCGCCAGAUUUUGGCAGGGUCACAAGCCUUGUGAAUGGGGGAAGCAGUAGAUGUGAUAUAUCUCUACUUUAGUAAUGCUUUUGAUGCUGUCUCACAUGACCGUCUCGUCAACGAACUAUGGAAAUACAGCCUAGACAAACCUACAGAAGAUCAUGCUCAAGAAAUCAGAAAAAAGAGUUAAGUCUUAUAUUAACUGAAGCACUGAAGUGACAACUAUGGAAGCACAAAUAGAAAACAAGUAAAAAUGAAAUAUGACUGCAGCUAAACAAGCAAACAGGUCAUGGCACGCUUAACGAAAAGACGACAGGCAGAUACAAAAGCUAUCCAGCAUCUUUGGGCAGCUAUUGAAAUAAUCCGGAACCAGAAGCAAAUUGCUAAUAUUGACCGUAUUACAAACUUCCAUCAGUUUUGGAAUUGGGGUAACCUGAAAAAAGGAAUUACAGUGGGUUACAAUGCACUAGGCUUUCACCUCUGGAGAUCGCAGUUCAGGUAUAUGUCUCGAGUCCAUGGUAUGCAUCCAAAAGAGACCACACGUCAGUUGAGCUUAGCAGUGAAGGAUGGUCUUAUUGUUGAAACCCUGACUGUGGGAUGUAAGGGAUCAAAAGCUGGUAUUGAACAAGAAGGAUACUGGUUGCCAGGAGAUGAGAUUGCCUACAGUAUGCAGCCUUUCUCCCGGACAACAGCAAAAAACAAGGACUGGGAAACAGAAAAUCAUGACUGGUAUUGUUUUGAAUGCCAUUUGCCUGGAGAGGUGUUGAUAUGUGACCUGUGUUUUCGUGUGUAUCAUUCCAAGUGUUUGUCUGAUGAGUUCAGGCUUAGAGACAGCAGUAGUCACUGGCAGUGCCCAGUUUGCAGGAGCAUUAAGAAGAAAAACACAAGCAAGCAAGAGAUGAGCACAUACUUGCGAUUCAUUGUCUCUCGUAUGAAGGAGCGGGCAAUCGAUCUAAACAAGAAGGGGAAGGACAACAAGCACCCAAUGUAUAGGAGGCUGGUGCACUCAGCUGUUGAUGUUCCUACUAUACAAGAGAAAGUAAAUGAAGGAAAAUACAGGAGUUAUGAGGAGUUCAAAGCAGAUGCUCAGCUGCUUCUACACAACACAGUGAUUUUCUAUGGAGCGGACAGUGAACAAGCUGAUAUAGCUAGGAUGCUUUACAAAGACACAUGCCAUGAGCUGGAUGAACUGCAGCUUUGCAAGAACUGUUUCUAUUUGUCAAAUGCACGUCCUGACAAUUGGUUCUGCUACCCUUGUAUACCUAAUCAUGAGUUGGUUUGGGCCAAAAUGAAAGGUUUUGGGUUUUGGCCAGCCAAAGUCAUGCAGAAAGAGGACAAUCAGGUCGAUGUUCGCUUUUUUGGGCAUCACCACCAACGGGCCUGGAUCCCUUCAGAAAACAUUCAAGAUAUCACAGUUAAUAUCCAUCGGUUGCAUGUGAAGCGCAGCAUGGGCUGGAAAAAAGCAUGUGAUGAACUGGAACUGCACCAGCGUUUCCUUCGUGAUGGGAGAUUCUGGAAGUCUAAGAAUGAAGAUAAAGGUGAGGAGGAGGCAGAAUCCAGUAUCUCUUCCACCAGCAAUGAGCAGCUGAAGGUUACUCAGGAACCCAGAGCAAAAAAAGGACGACGUAAUCAAAGUGUGGAACCCAAAAAGGAAAAUUGUUUAAAAAAAAACCUGGUCAUAACUGGCAGAAAGGAGCCAGAGCCUGAAACUGAAGCAGUAAGUUCAAGCCAGGAAAUUCCCACAAUGCCUCAGCCCAUUGAAAAGGUUUCAGUCUCAACACAGACCAAGAAGUUAAGUGCCUCUUCUCCAAAAAUGCUGCAUCGGAGCACCCAGACCAAUAAUGAUGGAGUGUGUCAGAACAUGUGCCAUGACAAAUACACCAAAAUCUUUAAUGACUUCAAAGACAGGAUGAAGGCUGAUCACAAGAGAGAGACUGAGAGAGUUGUACGAGAAGCAGUGGAAAAGCUGCGUACAGAGAUGGAGGAGGACAAAAGGCAAGCUGUAAAUAAAGCUGUAGCCAACAUGCAAGGAGAGAUGGACAGAAAGUGUAAGCAGGUAAAGGAGAAGUGCAAAGAAGAGUUUGUAGAAGAAAUUAAGAAACUAGCAGGUCAGCACAAGCAACUGAUUUCCCAAACCAAGAAGAAGCAGUGGUGCUACAACUGUGAAGAGGAGGCUAUGUACCACUGCUGCUGGAAUACUUCUUACUGUUCCAUCAAGUGUCAGCAGGAACACUGGCAUGCUGAACACAAACGUACCUGUCGCAGAAAAAGAUGAAAGAUUUAGUCCUCCCCUAGAAAACCACCCCGAUGAUUGCUAUUCUCAGACACAGCGGUUUUUGUUUCCAAGAAGCCAAAAUUGUUUAGAAUUUGCUUCCCAUUUUGCACCAGCCUUUAAACAAUUUUCGUAAAGAAAUUUUGCACAGUAGUUUCAACCUUCUGUUUAAUGCUCCUCCGAAAUUUUGUCAGUCUACUGAAUUUAACAUCAGUGGGAGCAGGUUACUUUAAAUAAUUUUAAAUAGAGGAUUUGUUGCAUUUUAAAACAUUUUUAGGUUUUACAGAGAUUUUAAUCUUUAAAAGCAACAGAUUUAAAAAGAAAAACAACAUGAGCUUAAUGAGAGGAACACUUAAAAGUUAGAUCUGAAUGUAAGAACUAUAGAACUGUUUCAGAAAAAAAGCAUACUACCUUGAUGUAACAUUUAUUUCCUAACCUUGGUGAGCUGGUUUUGUUCAGCUUAAUUUUACUGUUUAAAGGCAUUAUCUAUUGGUUAUACCAGUGGGUACAUGAUUGAAUUUAGGGAACAGGGUUGACACAGCAGGUGCUAGUCCUGCCUAUUUUUUCUUAAACGUUUCCCUGUUGUGUUUUUUUCAUUAUUUCUUUUCAAUAUAUAACUUUUAUAACAAAAUAUUAGCUUUGAUCUUGUAGUUUCAAAUCACAGGGGACUGGGGUAAUUUUUGCUGAGCUGGAUCUUAGAGAAAAAUGAAUAUUUAAAUUUUAAAGUUUGCACAUUUCAUCCUUGUCCUAACAUGAGUGCUUGUAACAAGAAAAAGAAAAGCCAAAAAAACUACCUUUAUUCAUACAUGGAAUUAUAGAUGAGGCAUAAAAAUAUCUUUAAUGCUUCCCCCCUCCCUCUAAGCCCCCAACCCCAGGUCAUUUGACAGCCUAUUAUCCGGUGUCACCUAUUCCAUUGCAACUUAAUAAUAAAAGGAAAAAUAGCACUUAAGUUUCACAGAAGCCGUUAUGUUUGUAGUAAUGGGUCAUUGCCUAUUAAUGAGCUCCAUCACUGUACUCAGAAUGAAGAAUAAUGCAUGUUAAUUUUCUUGUACUAAAGAUGCCGUGAUUUGUAAAAAGUCUGUAUUUUGCGGAAUGUCUGGACUAAGAAGCAUUACCAAUAGGAAUGGAUCGAUAGUUGAAAAAUGAUUUUUUUUGUUUUGUUUUAUAUAUAGUUAUAUGAAUUGCAUCCAUAUUCAGAGACAAUUUUUUAAAUAGGUGUAAAGCUUACUUAAACAGCUUUUCUUUUAAAGUGUCUCACCAUUUUAGUUUCUUUUAAAGGUUGGUCUUAGACUGAGUCAAAUGCCCAUUAAUCAUCCUAGCUAUUUUUUGAGAAGUUAGAGGAAUAAUUUGUAAAUAUUUAUUUAGAUCUUUGAUAUUUAUUGAAAGCAAUUACAUGAUGGAACGAUGGAAGCGGAAGAAUCAGGAGGAAAGCCUUUCAAAAAAGUUUUCUUUAGGAUUUGUCAGGGUCAGUAUAAAGAUUAAAGUAUAACUAAGUCUUCUGUGAACUGCCAUUGAAAUCCUGAUCUUUUUUACUUACAGUGGUGAUACAAGUUAAUUGAUUUGAUACUGCCAAUUAAUGCCCAAUAUGUUGAAAAAAAUACAUGGUAAGUUGAUUGGAAACAAUAGUAACUAGUUAGUAGCUUGAAUUACCACAGACUGUUAUUGCCUGAUAACUGUGUAAUUAACGUUGGUCGCCUCUGUGUUGUGACGGUAAAACACAUCACAACUAAAAAUGAAUCUUGUUCGAUUACUUUACGAGUUCCAAAACUUCGAUCCACCCCUAUGAAAGCAAGUUAUUGUGGAAAUAUUUUUGGUGUAAAAUCAUUCCAGAAUAUGUAAUAUUUAACUGAUAGCUGCAUGAAAGUAAGAUUCGUGUUACUUUGGCUUUUUUGUCUCUGUUGACACGGUUGCACAUUUCCAAGUUACUACAGCGUGAAAACUGUGUGUUAAAAAAAAAAUUUAAAAAUUGUGGCCUGGUUUUGUAUAAGUUUUAGGUAAAAUUACAAUUGAUUGUUUUAGGAAUCAUGAUUUAAAAAUUAAUUUUUCUGCAAAUCAUAAAGCUAUAUUAAAGUGUUGAGCUUAGCCACUAUGCACAUUGUAAUUAUUCAUUGUGGCUGUCCAGUUCUAUGAUGCAUUCUGGCAUUUUGUAAGCUGCUCUGACUAGCAAUAUAUAGAGUCAUUUAAUGUGUUAACAUUGGUUAAUAAAUGUAUUUAAAAAAAAAAA
Molecule: messenger RNA, 4654 nt
Organism: Chelonia mydas (Green sea turtle)
Lineage: Eukaryota; Metazoa; Chordata; Testudines; Cheloniidae
Gene: ZMYND11
Product: zinc finger MYND-type containing 11
Exons: 21
Coding region: 448-2433 (661 amino acids)
Biological process (GO): regulation of transcription elongation by RNA polymerase II
Molecular function (GO): protein binding; DNA binding; transcription corepressor activity
Source: RefSeq, a predicted model, not a curated record